Microthlaspi erraticum is the source of this 1173-nucleotide messenger RNA. NCBI's taxonomy places the organism in Eukaryota, Viridiplantae, Streptophyta, Magnoliopsida, Brassicales, Brassicaceae. The record is from the annotation of a GenBank genome assembly.
AUGGUGCUUUUGAUCAUAUUACUUCCCUCAGUGCCUCAACGGCCACCUUCUUUGAAACAACCUGUGUCAAAUGGAACCUUUACAGCCCAAGAUGAUAGUAAAACAGUCUCAAAGGGAAUCAUCUUGGCAUUUGUUGUUCUUGCUACUGUUAUCGUCUUGGUGCUGCUUGCUCUGGGAUUUGCUGUUUGCAGGAGGAGGAAGUCACACCAAUCAUUUUAUUGUCAGUCUGGUAUUGAUAUUACAAGUACACAGUCACUGCAAUUUGAUUACAAGACAAUCGAAACUGCAACAAAUAAGUUUUUAGAGAGCAACAAGAUUGGCCGUGGUGGAUUUGGAGAAGUUUUCAAAGGCGUUCUUCCAGAUGGGACAGAAGUGGCAGUGAAGAGGCUGUCAAAAACCUCAGGACAGGGCGGAGAAGAGUUCAAGAACGAGGCUGUUGUGGUGGCAAAGCUUCAGCAUAGAAAUCUUGUUAGGCUUCUCGGAUUUGUUUUAAAAGGAGAAGAGAAGAUACUUGUGUACGAGUUUGUCCCCAAUAAAAUCCUCGAUCACUUCCUUUUCGACCCUUUAAAACAAGGCUUAGUGGACUGGACAACACGAUACAGUAUCAUUGGAGGGAUUGCUCGAGGAGUUCUUUAUCUUCAUCAAGAUUCACGGCUCAUAUUCAUACACCGUGACCUCAAAGCUAGUAACGUGCUCCUAGAUGCAGAUAUGAAUCCAAAAAUUGCGGAUUUUGGAAUUGCUUGGAUCUUUGGGAUGGACCAAACUCGAGCUGAAACACGUAGGAUAGUUGGAACAUAUGGUUACAUGUCUCCAGAAUAUGCAAUGCAAGGCCAUUUCUCCAUGAAGUCUGAUGUCUAUAGCUUUGGAGUCUUAGUUCUUGAGAUUAUAAGCGGCAAGAAGACUAGCAGCUUAGACCAGACGGACGGUAAUAUUAGCAACUUGGUCACAUAUGCAUGGAGGCUUUGGAGAGAAGGUUCACCAUUAGAGCUAGUGGAUCCGGCCAUAGGAGGGAACUAUCAUAGCAAUGAAGCAACAAGAUGCAUCCAUAUUGCACUGUUGUGUGUUCAAGAAGAUCCUGCAGAUCGUCCGACUUUGCCUUCGACUACCUUAAUGCUCACUAGCAACACAGUUACUCUACCACUGCCUCAACAACCUGGAUUUUUUCUUCCAUAG